CUACUGGUUCAGUCUUUAAAUACAGUCAUUUGACACAUCCCAACAGGGGCUGUAGCUGAGAGCAACCACUGACCCAAACUCAGGCUUUGAGGCGAGCUGGUGUGUCAGCAUCACACUGCUGCGGACAGCAUGAAGGCUUUCUUAUUCACCUGUGUGCUGGUACCUUGGCUGAUGGCAUCCACGGCCAGAGGGUUAAACCAGAACUCGCAGCUGAUAUCAGGAUCUCUACCUGGCAAGGAGCUGGACACAUACUUCAGUGACAAUUUCAUAUCAACGAGAGCUAGGAGGGCCCUGCCUCCUGCUGAUGAGCCUGAUGACAGCCCGAUCCCUGAGGGAGCAGAUGCUUCAGACCUGCCCACCUGCCUGCUGUGUGUGUGUCUCACUGGCUCUGUGUACUGUGAAGAGGUCAGUCCAGACAUGACUGCUGUUCCCAUGAUGCCUAAAGAGACGGCCUACCUGUACGCCCGCUUCAACAAGAUCAAAAAGAUCAACACCAAAGACUUUUCUGAAAUUGUGACUCUGAAGAGGAUUGACUUGACGGGGAACCUGAUCUCAGAGAUUGAAGAUGGGGCGUUCUCUAAACUCACCCUGCUGGAGGAACUGUCUCUGGCUGAGAACAGACUGGUCAAACUUCCAAUGCUUCCUGCCAAACUCACCGUCUUCAACGCCAACAACAACCUCCUCAAAACCAAGGGUGUCAAAGCAAACGCUUUCAAGAAAAUGACCAAGCUGGUUAACCUGUUCCUGGCCGACAACCAACUGGAGGCCGUUCCACAAAUCCCAGAGUCUGUUCGGAUCUUACAUCUACAGAACAACAACAUCACCCUGGUGAACAAAGACACCUUCUGCAAGUCCAAUGACACCUACUACCUGCGACUGAGCCUCAGUGAGGUCCGUAUGGACGGGAACCCUGUGAUGUUGUCCAAGUACCCCGACAGCUUCACCUGCAUGAAGGUACUGCCUGUUGGACGGUACCGCUGAGGAGGCAGAUGUUUUACUGUAGCCCCUCCGACGAAGCAGUUUUCCCACAGUGCUUAGGGGUGGGGAUACUGUGACGUUCUGGAUGUUGGGGCACUGGUCCCAUUGUGUCAAUGAUUUACUUCAGCAAACCUACAAACAGCUUGUGACAUUGUCAGGUCGAAAUGAAACCAUUCACCGCACUGAAGGAGAAGAAUUAAACAGACUCUUCUAUGGUGGCUUUGAUCAGUCUAUGGGGGGGGGAGUUAAAAGAGAGAAAUAGUCAGAGAAAUUGGUGCAAAACCACCUGAGAAGGUGUGUGAAGACAUCAAUAUGCUUCAAACUAGUUUGUCUGACCUUGUGUAAAAUCAGUGCUUCAGCUUAUUGUGAAUGUCCUUAGUGAAAGGGAGGUGAGAAGCCUGUCGUCAUGGCUGCAUCCCUCUUUUCCUUUGUGCAUCACAGUGCAGUCUUUACACAUUAAAUCAUACAAAUGGUUAUAAUAGCACACUUUCAGACUGUGUCUCCUUCAAAGUGUUUUAGAAAAAGGGAUUGAAAAGCUUAAAAAACAAGUUAAAAAGCUGGAUACUUUUACACCUCUGUCAGCUUGUCUGUUUUGGAUCCAACAAAGACUUUGAUUUGGCCAAUUGGAAAAGGAGACUCUGACUUGAAAAGACACUUGGUCUGAAGCAUACAGAGGUAUUCACACGUAAGAGACGGAUAAUCCAAAAUAUUCAGAAAACACCACAUGUGAGUUGUCUUCUGAGCGUCUUCUACACAAGUGGCGUAUCACCAGUAGUACUAAUGUAACCCUGAUGUGAAUGAGUGGCGAAGCACCAUUGCCUCCACAGCGACAGUCCUACCUUUUGUUUAAUUUUGACCUGACGCUGUUCUACCUGGAUGAAGGAAACAACACAAACUGCUUGUUACACUGAACAAACUCACACCUGCAGCCACAGGUCAACACAAUUACAGAUAUUAUCGCAACUUUCUAAAUAUCUCUGCUGCUUUUUAACAAGUAUCGUGUACAGUGUAAAAUCUCUCAUGUGUGCAUACCUCCGAAAGAAGGUGAAAAGAAUUCCUGGAUCCACCAUUUAUCCAGAUACAAUUUUAUGGAUUCUUCAUCAGGUGAUGCCCCACCCCUCCACAAUAAUGAAUGGAAAUCAGUUCAAUAGUUUUUGCAUAAUCUUGGUUACUAAACUAAAUGCUGAGGACACGUUGAACUGCCAACAGGAAUCAUCUGUAAAUACCUUUCUCAUUGAGUGUUGUCAGAAAAAAUUUGACAUAUAUUUCAACACUCGGGGCUUUGCUCACCCACUGUGUGAAUUAAUUUGACUUAUGAUUAUUCCAUUACUAAUGUUUCUCCAUAGAGGCAAUGGCCAAGUAAAUCAGUCCAGCUGCAGGCUUUUCCAAGAAUUCUGUGACUUAACUUUACUUUGUUCAUUUUAAUUUAUAGGCUCCAGUUGAAGUGACCUGGGGAGCAAUGUAGCUAUGAUCUAUAGUAAUGUGAAAAUUAAUCUUUUUUUAAUGUCUUUUUUAAAACUGUCUGGCUUGUGUCCCUAACUCUUCCUUUCCAGUAAUAACAAGAAGUUAUCACUGAUGUGAAUAAUAUAGUGGUAUACAGGAAUAUGUGUAUGUGACAUGGCUUGGUUUUUAAGAUAUUUUAAUAAAGUUAAAGUUUUUUUUUUAA
Molecule: messenger RNA, 2644 nt
Organism: Hippoglossus stenolepis (Pacific halibut)
Lineage: Eukaryota; Metazoa; Chordata; Actinopteri; Pleuronectiformes; Pleuronectidae
Gene: ogna
Product: osteoglycin, paralog a
Exons: 6
Coding region: 130-981 (283 amino acids)
Molecular function (GO): protein binding
Source: RefSeq, a predicted model, not a curated record